UGGGGCGCCACUGUGCAAAAUUAAUUUUUCAUGAAAAAAAAAAAGAAAAAAAUGUCGAAAACAGUGAAUACGCCUUUAACCGUAUCUGGCAUAAUUCUUAACUAAUUUUGAUGAACAACAAUUAUCAAUAUAAUUUAGUAUGAUUUUAUACAGUUGAAAUUCAAUUGUUAUAGGUUGUGUGAAAUUGUUAUUCAAAGCUUGGUGACGAUUAUAGUCGACGUUGACAUUAAAAGAGGUUAAAUCAGUAAGGAAAAAAAAAGAAAAAAAAGGAAGUGUAAAAAAAUUCAUGGAGCAUAAGAAUUUGAAGAAACGACGAACUGUAAAUGAAAACGAACAAAUUGAUUCGGAUAGUUGUGAUGAAAAUGAAUUAGCUACAAAUGUAGAACAAUCCCCGAAGAAAAAGUUACGAAAUGUAUUGAGUACUUCAGAAUCUGAAGAAACAUAUGACGACAUUAUAGAUUUAUGCUUACUCAAUGCUUAUUGUUUAUACAAAUCUAAAACCCAUAAAAUGAUAUCUAUGGAAAAGUUUCAUUUAAAAUUGUCCAAUCAAAUACAAAAGAAAUAUAUGAAAUCUACAGACUGUAGUGAUAUUAAUUCGUUAAGACUAAUAGGAAGACACUUUCCAAGUCAGUAUACAUCAUUAGGAAAAAAUAAACUACGAAGAUGCGUUGUUUGCAGUAAAAAUGAUAAAAGACGUGAAUCUCGUUAUCAGUGUGAAGAAUGUGAUGUUGGAUUGUGUGUUGUUCCUUGUUUUCAAAUAUUUCAUACGAAAAAAUAGUUUCUUGUAUAAAUAUAAUAAACAUUGAUAAAAUAGUA
This is a messenger RNA of Polistes dominula (European paper wasp), 816 nucleotides long. RefSeq names its product piggyBac transposable element-derived protein 4-like. NCBI's taxonomy places the organism in Eukaryota, Metazoa, Arthropoda, Insecta, Hymenoptera, Vespidae. The record is from RefSeq and is a predicted model, not a curated record.